AUGUGGUCUGAUUUGGAGUUCCUCGAGUUCCCGUUCGUGCCAGUCUCUCGAGAUCGUAACUUCUUUCGGCAGUACGACGGUUUCACGGCACUUCGACAAGGGCAAUUCAACAAGAACGUUAACAUCAUGAUUGGCAUUAACCAUGAUGAAGGUUCGUGCUGCUGUUGUAUGUGGGCGAGUGGUUCAUAG
Molecule: messenger RNA, 189 nt
Organism: Anisakis simplex (herring worm)
Lineage: Eukaryota; Metazoa; Nematoda; Chromadorea; Rhabditida; Anisakidae
Source: the annotation of a GenBank genome assembly